This is a messenger RNA of Neohortaea acidophila, 3148 nucleotides long. RefSeq lists its product as uncharacterized. Bases 73 to 2883 code for a protein of 936 amino acids. NCBI's taxonomy places the organism in Eukaryota, Fungi, Ascomycota, Dothideomycetes, Mycosphaerellales, Teratosphaeriaceae. The record is from RefSeq and is a predicted model, not a curated record. Gene Ontology annotation, cellular component: EMC complex. Gene Ontology annotation, biological process: protein folding in endoplasmic reticulum. The transcript has 2 exons. Gene Ontology annotation, molecular function: protein binding.
CUCGCGAAUCGCCAGCGACAGCAGCAUAGUCAGACCGAUUCUCUCGCAGCGUGAGGAUUCCGUACAUCCAUCAUGCUUGCCAGGCUGCUCAUUCUCGCCGUCUCAUCCCUCCUCCUUCGACCCGCCCUUGCCGUUUUCGCCGAUGAAGCGUGGAACAUCGACUAUCAUUAUGCCCUGCUAGGCGAGCCUCAACAAGACACCACCUUCUUCCACCAGCCCUAUGCCGGGUCUCGCGCCUCCCUCGUAUACACACUCUCCAAUAAGGGCGCGCUCGGUGCCGUGAAUCCAAGAGAUGGAUCACUGAUUUGGCGACAAUUGCUCGCAAGCAAUGGCAGCACAUCCACCUCGACCUUCCUGAGAGCCGGCGAGAAUGCAGAUGUUUUGUUCAGCGGCAUUGCAUCUCAAGCCGCGGCGUGGAGUGCUGGAGAUGGGAGACUUGUGUGGGAGGUCAAUGUCGCGGGCGAUGUGAAAGACGUGGAGAUACUGGAGCUGAGUGAUGGCUCAGCGACAGCAUCCGGCUCGAAAGACGCCCUUGUCCUGUCUGGAAGCGAUUCUCACGCUCUGGUGCAGCGGUUGGAUGGCGCGACGGGGACAGUAAAAUGGCAACACAACUUGGAGAGUGGCGACAUUCCUUACCAAGUCUCCGCAUCAACGACCCAAGUCUUUGCCAUCCUUCUUCACAAGACUAUGCUUGGAUAUUACAAGAUCAAAGUGCUAUCGUUGGAUCCGGUGACCGGACACAAGACGGAUGAGUACACGCUGAGCUCGGAGAAUGAGCUCACCAGCACCGACGGAAUCAUUGCUGUCGGCGCCAACUCCGCAUCCCCCAUCAUCGCGUGGACGGAUGCAACUCAUUCCGUACUGAAGGUCAACAUCAUUGGCACAAAACAAAUUGCCUCCUUCAACAUUGAAAAGUCCGGCGAAGAAGCGGUACAGCAAAUCCAGAUCCACGCACCGCACCACUCCACCGCCCUCGCACACUUCCUCGUCCAUUUCCAGACUGCCACGAGUCAUUGGGCGGAAGUCUUUCACAUCGACCUGAAACGGAAUAAGAUCGAAAAGGCAUACGACCUGCCUAAAUUGAGUGGAAAGGGCGCCUUUGCUACAAGCACCUCCGACGCCAACGUCUACUUUACCCGCGUGACAGAUGGAGAGGUCAUCGCCCUGUCGUCAGCCUCACAUGGCGUUCUGGGUAGAUGGCCUAUUGCCGGCUUCGGGGUCGCUUCAGUGCCUGGCGAAGCCAUCGAACCCAUUCGAGCAGUAUCCGAGUUGUCUAUCAAAGGCGACCUUGUAUCUGCCAUUCGAACUGCCGUGUUACUCUCUACUGGCGACUGGAUACUGCUAAGAGAGGGAACUUCAGUGUGGCAUCGACCGGAAGGGUUAGCGGGAACCUUCUCUGCAGCAUUCUCCGUCCCAGCACCGGUGGAGAGCUUCGUGGAGAAGCUGGAGAAGGAAGCGAGCAUCAAUCCGGUGCAAGCGUACAUCCUUCGAAUUAAGCGCCACAUCGAAGACUUGCAACACCUGCCUGCUGUGAUUGUGACUUUGCCUCAAAGAUUCAUCAGUGGGUUUCUGGGAACCAGUGCCGAUGGCGAUAUCGGAAGCGACUCGUUUGGUUUCCAUAAGAUCAUCGCGUGUGCCACCGAGGGCGGCCGCCUUAUUGCAUUGGAUGCAGGGGCUCCGGACAGGAUUCUAUGGAAUCGCAAGAUUGGAAACGUGGCUUUGACCGAGUCUGCACUGCAGUCCCCGGCGUUGGGUGUUUUCAGCUUGGCAGGAACCCCUGGUAUCGGUCCGCAAUACUUCAACGCGAGCAGUGGAGCGGUGCUGCCCGGGUUACCCUCGACGUCUCUUGCGAAGGAAGCCGCCGAUUCAGACAUUUCUCAAGGCAUCCAGUUCACCCUGGAAAACGGCGGACUGCAGGCGUACGACACGAACGCACGACAGUCAGCAUUGUGGAGUUUCGCACCCAUGCCCAACGAACGCAUCAUUGGGCUAGUCUCUCGACCCGUGAACGACCCCGUUGCCUCUAUCGGCAAAGUAUUGGGAGAUCGAAGGGUGCUCUACAAGUACCUCAAUCCCAACCUCGCCCUUCUCACGACCGCAGACGACAAAGCCAAAAGCGUCAACCUCUACCUUCUCGACACCAUCAGCGGUUCCAUCAUGCAUUCAAGCUCGCAUCAAGGCAUCAAUCUCGACGAUCCAAUUUCCUCCACCAUGUCUGAGAACUGGUUCGCCUACUCUUUCACAUCUGAUGCCUCUCCCCUCGCACCCAAAGGCCACUACCUAGUCGUAGGCGAGAUGUUCGAAUCGCUCGUCCCCAACGACCGUGGCCCCCUCAGCGCCACCACCAACUUCUCCACCCUUGAUCUCAACCCCCAACCCUUCACUCUCGUCCACAGCUACCAGAUACCCGAAAGCCUCUCCCACCUGACCGUCACCCAAACCCGCCAGGGCAUCACAUCCCGCGCCCUCCUCGCCGUCCUCGCCGACUCCCACGCCAUCAUCUCCAUCCCAUACAUGGCUCUCGACCCCCGCCGACCCGUCGACCGCGACGCCACCACCGACGAGCAAAUGGAAGGCCUCUUCCGCUACGCGCCCGUGUUAGAAUUCGACCCGAAAUGGUACCUCAAUCACCGGCGUGAAGUGGCGGGUAUCAAGCAUGUCCUCACCACGCCAGCGCUGAUCGAGAGCACGAGCAUUGUGUUUGCAUAUGGGCUGGAUGUGUUUGGCACACGGCUGAGCCCGAGUUUCAGCUUUGAUAUUCUGGGCAAGGAUUUCAAUAAGUUUCAGAUGUUGGCUACUGUGGCGGCGUUGGCGGUGGCGACUGUGGGUGUGGCGCCUUUGGUGAUGCGCAAGCAGAUCAAUAUGCGCUGGCAAUUUACGUGAUGCAGAGCUGGCGGAAGAGUGAAGUCGAGGCAUGCAUGCAGUCCAUGCGAUAGUGGUCCGGACGAAAGAAAGACUCUAAGCUCCGGCUCUCCCACCUUGCGUGAUGAAGGGCCACCUGAGAUCAAGGAGUUGUUACUACACUCGCAGCAGGCCAUACCAAAUUGGUCGCAUUAGGCAUAGCGUGUACAGGGAAUGCAUCACAAGUCAAUGUCAGCAGGAGUCUGCGUGUUGCAAUCUCCGGCCGCAGUCUAUUCCUAUUCGGACU